AUGUUGUUGAAUUUUCGAAUUGUCAAAUUUGCUUAUCCUGACCCGUUAUUGCAGCGUAUUACGGAUGACACUGAUUUACGAGAAGAUUCAACGGAAUCUACUCAAUCAAGUGUUAGCAACGCUGAUGUAUGUAGAGAUCUAUUAACGGCUGGUUCACCAAAUACCAAUGAGCUUAAACCGUUGACAGAUUUUAGAAGAACUGUAUCAGCAAUUGAAUUUCGCCGUUCACCUGAUAAUUCCACCAGUGAUAUCCCAACCAGUUGCAUACUUCGAAUUGAAAAGAAACUUUUCGAUUACUUCAAUCACAAACGAUUGUUGAAUGAAUGGCAGGGCUAUUUGGAAGAUGAUCGAGAAGUACACAAUUUCCCAUACCUGCGUGAACUUAGCAUUAAUUUUCCACCUAC
Molecule: messenger RNA, 404 nt
Organism: Loa loa (African eye worm)
Lineage: Eukaryota; Metazoa; Nematoda; Chromadorea; Rhabditida; Onchocercidae
Exons: 2
Source: RefSeq, a predicted model, not a curated record